This is a messenger RNA of Suillus paluster, 597 nucleotides long. RefSeq lists its product as uncharacterized. Bases 1 to 597 code for a protein of 198 amino acids. NCBI's taxonomy places the organism in Eukaryota, Fungi, Basidiomycota, Agaricomycetes, Boletales, Suillaceae. Gene Ontology annotation, molecular function: nucleic acid binding; ATP binding. The transcript has 3 exons. The record is from RefSeq and is a predicted model, not a curated record.
AUGAAGGAUCCUACCGCUGCAGAAAAGAGUCGCGACCAGAUGGAUGCGCUCGUUGCCAUCAUGACUGAAACUCACGACCUCGUCAUCACCAUGAAGACUGGAGGAGGCAAGAGCAUGUUAUGGAUGGUUCCGCCGGUGCUAGACGAGGCUGAAAAAUGCAUCGUGGUCUGUCCGUUCGUCGCAUUGCUCCAAGAACAGUAUAUGAAGACCGCCGCCACUGGACUACGUUGCCACGACUAUACUGCGCGCAAAGAUGUGCCUGAAAACGUCCAGGUGCUCUUCGUGCAGUCUCCUGGUGUCCCCCUCGGGAAGAAGUUUACCAGAUUCUAUGUAGAUGAGUUCCACGACGUGCUCAACUGCCAUCCAGAUCGCGCGUCAAAAUGGCUCACUCUUGCUCGCCAAUUCAGUGCGGCGUCGGUGCAAAUGAUUCUCAUGUCGGGGACCAUACCUCCUCACCGGGUUUGCGACAAACCGUCCGGAGAUCGGCAUGCACGUCGCACGCGUGGAACCCAUUGCGGCAAGGGAAUCCCUGCAUCACCUCGUUCAUACUCUAUCUCUACUUCUGGGAGACGAAGACCGCAUGCUGGUGUUCUUUAG